Molecule: messenger RNA, 1762 nt
Organism: Pangasianodon hypophthalmus (striped catfish)
Lineage: Eukaryota; Metazoa; Chordata; Actinopteri; Siluriformes; Pangasiidae
Gene: pdzk1ip1
Product: PDZK1 interacting protein 1
Exons: 4
Coding region: 137-469 (110 amino acids)
Source: RefSeq, a predicted model, not a curated record
AUAUGACUCUCCUGGUCAGUCUGAGGCACUGACAAUAGAACGCUAUCGCAUGUAAUUGGUGUAUCAUGUUAUAGACCAUAACUAUUGAUUUAACACUUCAUUUCAUUCUGUAGUAUUAUUUCAGAAAAGAUCUAAAAUGGGAAAAGCUGUCCAAGUGCUUUACUGCCUGUUGCUGAUGCUGGGCAUUGUAACAGCACAAGCAGGGGGUGUUGAGCGAGCUCUACCAAACUGGCUCACUGGCAUCAUCGCUGUUGCUGUGUUUCUCUUCCUGGUCUUUAUUGCCUUCCUUGUCAACAAAGCCUGGUGUGAGGACUCAAGCCAGGCAGAAAACGUCAGCGUAACAGCCAACGAAUAUGCCAUGACCAAUGGGUCAAACACAAAUCUUGAUUCAGUCAGGAGUGAUGAGCACUACGAUGCUUAUGAGAAUGUGAUUUUUCACAAAUCUGAAGAAAACGUGACAGCCAUGUGAAUCUGGGAAAAUGGUUGACAGUCCAUGCAGUGUGGCAUCCAUUUAAACCAGACGUAAACUCUAAUCCACCGAUGUUAAACAUUUCAUUAAUGGUUCUCUUGCACUUUUAUACACUUACACACAUUUAUGUAUAUACACAUAUGGGACAAUUUCAAAUAAAUUUGUUACCAGUCAUCACACUAUAUGCUAAUGGGAUCAGUAGGCUGAAUAACCAUAAGCAAAGGUUAAACACAUGAACGCAUUUAUAUGAAUGUAAAUUGAUUUUAUUCAUUAUUUCUCUGUAGAACUGGAAUUGAAUGCAAGCUGCUGAAAUCCUGACUCAUUUACAGAUACUACACUGGCUAGUACAGCCAUAUAGAUUCCUGAAUUGCUCCUAGGAGAAAUAUGAAAAAACCUGACAUUCCGCACCAAAUCAUAGGAACCCUUGCCUGCUUAAUGUUCUCAAAACAGUGAACAUAGCUACAAAAAUUCAGUCAUUCUUUAGCAUUUUCUACAAAACUAAUAAUGUCAAAUGUUCAAAUGAUGUAAUGUGUUUUAGAGCAGAGAUUCUCAACUACAGUCCUGCACGGUUCUAAGGUUUACCUGAUACCAAAACACCUGAUCUGACUUACAAGUGUGACUGACAAGUGUUUAAUAUGAGGUAGAUCAAACAUCUUUACAGUUAGUAUUAGUUCCUGAUAUCACUUACAUUAUUGCAGCUUUAAACAGUUGCUCCCUCAACAGCAUCUCUUUUUUUAUCUUUCCUGAAGCAGUAAGAUGAAAAUGCAGCCUGUCAUUUUACAGGGAAACUGCCAAGUGCAAACUCCUGUGCUGAAGACUCUACAGUAGAAGAAAAUGUAAAGUUACAGAUUUACCUCUGACUGUUACAAAGUGCUGACAGCGAAGACUCCAAAAACGCUAAAUAAACAUCUCCUUAUAGAAAAUAAUUACACAUCCAUUUAAAUCCAUUUAUGUGGAGCAUCUGUCAUAAGUCCCUAACUGUUACUAUAGAAAUGAUAACAUAUAAUAAUGAGUGCAUUCAAAUAAACCUUGCAGCCAGAACUAUUGUCUGAGUCAUGUUAGAGAAAACGAAUCAACACCUUCUGACCAAUCAGAACUGAAUAUUCAACUCCCCUUUGGUAUAAAUGAUGUAAGUGUAAAUGAAUAAAGAGAUUAAGUGGGUAAAUGUAGAUAUCAGGUUUAUUAGAUCAUCUCUCAUUAUCUAACAUAAUGAAUCUUGACAUGGUUUCUUUGGGAUUACAUGAUCAUUUCACAAAGACUGACCAAUAAACUAAACAUUUCCAGUUGAAUUAA